This is a messenger RNA of Geodia barretti, 1707 nucleotides long. NCBI's taxonomy places the organism in Eukaryota, Metazoa, Porifera, Demospongiae, Tetractinellida, Geodiidae. The record is from the annotation of a GenBank genome assembly.
AUCAGUUUUUGCGGGGUCACGCGAAAUGGGCGUGGCUCGCUUACGCUGAACGCUAGACAGCGUUGCGAACAUAACUGUGUAGUAGCAGAAGAUCCAGGAGAGAAGGAUGACAAUAACCAAAGGAUGUGCGCUCGGAGCUAAGAUGAUGUUUGGUGCUCUGUUUUUCGCAGUGGAGAUCACGUGCCAGGAACAAGCCGCAAUACUUAAACCUCUGGGGAACCAGACGGUGGUCCUGGGAGAACAAGCACACUUCUUCUGUCAGCUCCUGGGACGAGAGGACGACCUGAGACUGAGGAUCAAUGGACGUCUUCAUGCACUUCCUUUCAUCACUCCUGAUCUUGUCAUUGGAGUGCAGAGCUCUGCACCAAGAAUGGACGGACUCUCUGUCAGUAAUAUUAGCAUUGACAUCACUGCCACAAGGGAACGUAAUCUGACACUGAUUGAGUGCUAUGAUGCAACUAUGAACAGUGCUGCUUUCUCAAGCGGAACACUAACAGUGAGAGGAGGACCAGGGGAGCCAGAAGUUGGGUAUGAGGUCAACCGAGAUGGGAAAGAGAUUGUGCUGUCCUGGCCACACCCCUUCACCUGGGAGGACUACCCCAUCACUGGAUAUGAUAUUGUGUGCAGAGAGACUGAGUCAGAGAAGAUCAUUCAUGACAUGACACUCAAUGAUACUGACAUCCUAAAUGAACCAGUUGUCAAUCACACUGUGGAUCUACCUCCUUGUGUCCCAGACUGCUACACUCUCCAGUGUACCGUGACAGCUUUCAACUCCUUAUGGCACUGCGUUCUACCCUUUUACUUUGACUUUUCGUUUCGUUCGUUAAAAACUACCUGAGAUGUAGAAUCUAGCAUAAAACAAACAAGCUCCAGGACAACAAGAUUGGAAUUUUCAUUUGUGUGGAGCUCCCAGUGUUGUGUGUGUUCCAGAGAGUGAGGUACAGAGUUGUCAUCUCUCAUGGAGGAGACCCAGUCCUAGAGCUGUCCAGAGAGUUCAACUACAGCAGUGGCUACACUAGUGAGUGUAUUGAGGAGAAGGUCAGUGGAGAGCUGGAGGAGGGAACUGAGUACAGUCUCCUGGUCUUUGUGGAUGAUGGAGACUCUGGGAACUCUUCUUCCCCCAUUCAGACCUUCACAUUCUGCAGAGGAAACAGCGGAGGGAGUGAUGGCGAUCAUAGGAAAAAUGAUGAGAGUUGUCUUUUAGGAAUAACUGCAGGUAUUGCAGUUGUCCUCUCUCUACUGGUGGUCCUGCCAGUAGGUGUGGUCCUGGGCUGCUGUGGAAUGUGGUGUCUGAUAAGGGAGAGAGAAAGACGACAUCACUUCAGUGACAAGGGAAGUGAGAGCAGAGAGGAAUCACACUAUGAUGUGCCUGUUCCUACUCAGUCUGCUAUCACUGUGACUCAUAACCAGGCAUAUGCCUCUGGCAAUCAAAGACUGUAGCUAGUUUUAGCUUUUUGUGUGUUUCAAUUCUUUGGUGCUAGCUACAGAUUAUGCUCUCUGUGAGCCCAACCCCUCGGCGCUGGCGCGGUCGCAAUUGUUCAAAGAACGUUUCAAAGCAUCAUAAAUGAAGAUAGACAUAAUUCUUAAUACUCCUAACAGUGUGUGCAGCACCGGUCUCAGUCACCAGUGACACCUUCACCAAUACUUUCACUCUGAGUGAGAGUCAGAGAUCUAAGUUGUAGCUAACUGGAGAGCUUUGCUCUGACC